CCUGUUACAAGCAAGCUCGGCCAUAUCUAUCCCCCGAACCCCUCUCCUUCUCCACAACUAUCUCGUCCCAAACCUCUCUACUCACCUAAACAACCACCUUUCUCCAAACUCGACCAAAAAUCAUGGGGCCCGGGGUACACGUACCCCUCCGCAUGCUACGUGCCGUAGUGCAACGCGGCAUCACGGUGCUAAAGUCUCGUCUCGCAGCACCUCAAACAGCUGCCAAAGUCCUCGAACCAAUCUAUGCAACGGUCCCGCGUAAUGCCCACCUCCACCCAGCUAUCCGUCAGAGGAUUGGUGGUCGCUGGUACUCGACUUCGGUAAAGAACAUCCUUCGCCUCGCUGGCGAGGUCGCACCGCGUGCCACUCGUCAGCCGGCUGUUCGAAUCUCAGUCGCUGGGAGGUUGACUACUCCAUUCGCUUCCACUCUUCGACCGACGCUCACUGGUGGUGCCAUCCCGCGAUCGACGAUGGGCUACUCUCUCGGUGGCGGUGCUCGCUUCUUCUCACAUGGCCCCGCGGCUCCAGCCCAGGUCUUCGGCCAAGUCUCAUGCGCCAUGCGAGCCUUCGUGAACUCUGGCAAGGACAACUACCUUCGCCAAAACAGCAAGAUGGGACCCAUUAGUGUGCGAGCCCAGCUUGCUGCUUCUUUAGCCCAAUCAAACGCACCGGGCGCAUACGUCGACUUCGACUUGUCGCCGACCAUGACUUGCAUCAGCCCACUUAGCGCCGUCCACCGGUCUCUCGACAAUGAGGAUUUCCUCAAAGACCUUACUGCCGACUUCGGUGCUAUGAUGGGAACUCUUGUUGCCGUCAACGCCGACAUCCGGAGUUUGAGCACCUUGGGAGAUCUCCCAGUCUCGCUUGCCGGACCUUCCGGUAACAUCCUGAGAGUUCACUUCCGUGGAUGUGAAAAAGAUUUUGUCGAGAAGCUUUGUGAUGAAGUAGGUGUUAAGCGUGGCGUCGUUCAUGAGGAGGAGCGCUUCAUGUUUGGCAUGCUAGCUCCGGGAUCAGUCACCUGGCAAGAGAUGAUGAGUGACUCGCCGCCCUUAUCAUCAACUUACUCGGAAGACGGCUUCGAAGACGAAAUCAAAUCGCGAAUCACUGGGUCCGAGUCGCUGGGCGAAGAGGAUUACUACUUCGAUCCUGCCGAUAGGCCGGUCAUGCUAGCGAGUCCUGGACUAAUCUCGUCAAGCAGCUCCGGAGACUACGGUGGGUUGCAAGGAAUCCACCGUUUCCUCGAGGAAUGCGAUGAGUAUCGGUCGGGACUAAGCACCAAUCGAUACUAGGUAGUGAUGAGGGAGUCGGAGUUUGAGUAUUUGCUUUUAUCGGGAUUUGUAUUUUUGACCACGAAUUUGUCAUUCUUUGGAGGGUGUUUAGCAUAUGAAUUUGAACUUGAAGGAUCCGCAGUCUUUCCUUACUAAUAUGAAUAUUAUCUCUUUGCUUGAUGGUUGUGUACCUAUGUUACUUGGGUGCCAAUGAGGAACAUGGCGUCCUUGACGAAAGUGCAUGUUAAAGUGAGCCGACAGGUGUCUAAACUGUAGUCUGUAAAGAAGUGCAAGCUCUGACGAGAGUGGCUGUUUAUAUCGGGUUUCUGAAUGUGGG
Molecule: messenger RNA, 1605 nt
Organism: Tricharina praecox
Lineage: Eukaryota; Fungi; Ascomycota; Pezizomycetes; Pezizales; Pyronemataceae
Exons: 2
Coding region: 123-1289 (388 amino acids)
Biological process (GO): proteasome assembly
Molecular function (GO): proteasome binding
Source: RefSeq, a predicted model, not a curated record